Nyctereutes procyonoides (raccoon dog) is the source of this 570-nucleotide messenger RNA. It is a transcript of the gene IFNL1, whose product is annotated as interferon lambda 1. Gene Ontology annotation, molecular function: cytokine activity. Lineage: Eukaryota; Metazoa; Chordata; Mammalia; Carnivora; Canidae. The record is from RefSeq and is a predicted model, not a curated record. Bases 1 to 570 code for a protein of 189 amino acids. The transcript is spliced from 5 exons. Gene Ontology annotation, biological process: positive regulation of immune response; innate immune response; cell surface receptor signaling pathway via JAK-STAT.
AUGGCCAUUGCAUGGGUGCUGGUGCUAGUGACUGCAGGCCUGAGCUUGGCCAGAGCAGGCCCUGUCCCCACUUCCAAGCCCACCACAGCCUGGAGGGGCUGUGACAUUGGCAGGUUCAAAUCUCUGUCACCAAGGGAGCUGGAGGCUUUCAAGAAGGCCAAGGAUGCUUUGGAAUAUUCACUAAAAAACUGGAGUUGCAACUCCCGCCUCUUCCCUAGAAACCGGGACCUGAGACAGCUACAGGUAUGGGAGCGCCCUGUGGCCUUGGAGGCUGAGCUGGCCUUGACACUGAAGGUCCUGGAGACCAUGGCUGACAGGUCCUUGGGGGACAUCCUGGACCAGCCCCUUCACACGCUGCGCCACAUCCACUCCGAGCUCCAGGCCUGUGUGAGUGCUCAGCCCACAUCAGGUCCCCGGCCCCGAGGCCGCCUCCACCCCUGGCUGCAUCGGCUCCAUGAGGCCUCAAAGAAGGAGUCUCAAGACUGCCUCGAAGCCUCUGUCCUCUUCAACCUCUUCCGCCUCCUCAAAAAGGACCUGGAAUGUGUCGCCGUUGGAGACCUGUGUGUCUAA